CGAAGAAGAGUUGAAAGUUGAAAAUUGGGACGCAUAGAUAAAUUGUUUACCGUACAAUAUAUUAACCUCUGUUUGUACUGUUGUUUUGUGCAGGCUUUUGCCAGGACAUUUACUUAAAUAGGACAAUUUCAUUACAUGGUACGACAAAAUGAGGAUUGCAAUAAUUGGACAAAGUAUGUUUGGAGCGGAUGUUUACAGACUCCUCCAGAAAGAUGGCCACCAUAUUGUAGGAGUGUUUACUGUACCUGAUGUCAAUGGAAAACCUGAUCCAUUGGCAUUAGCGGCAUCAACUGAUGGCAUACCUGUUUAUAAAUACAAACGAUGGCAGUUAAAGAAACAGGCUAUAUCUGAGGUCUUGGAGGAAUACAAGUCUGUAAAGGCAGAUCUCAAUGUUUUACCAUUCUGUUCACAGUUUAUACCCAUGGAUGUGAUCAACUUCCCAAAGAGCAAAUCUAUUAUCUAUCAUCCCUCUAUAUUACCAAGACACAGAGGAGCUUCAGCCAUAAAUUGGACAUUAAUUCAAGGAGAUCCCACAGCAGGUUUCUCUGUAUUUUGGGCAGAUGAUGGGCUAGAUACAGGACCAAUCUUACUCCAGAAGAAAUGUUAUGUUGCACCAAACGACACAGUAGAUUCAAUUUACAAUAGGUUCUUAUAUCCAGAAGGAGUCAAAGCUAUGGGAGAAGCUGUGAGACUAAUUACCGAAAACAGAGCACCAAGUAUUGUACAGACAGAGAAGGGAGCUACCUAUGAUGCCAUGCUGAACAAAAAAGCACUUACAGAGAUCAAAUUUGACCAGUCAGCACAAGAUGUGCACAAUUUCAUAAGAGGAUGUGACAAGGUUCCCGGAGCAUGGGCUACAGUUAAUGGACAGAAUGUUACUUUGUUUGGUUCCCGUGUGUGGGAUAGAAUUGAGCCAAGGGGUACCAGUGUAGAAGUGAAAGGAUCCAGUAAGCCUGGUAUUGUGCAUAAAUAUGGACUGGUGUUGUUUGGUAAUGAUGGCAAAAUGGUUAAUGUCAGCCAGAUACAGUAUGACAAUGGAAAAAUGAUCCAGGCUUCUAAAUUUGGCAAAGAAGACACAUCUCAGUCUAAAAUAGAAAUCACAUCAGAAGAAGAAGGAAUGAUUAAAGCAAUGAAGGAUAUAUGGAAAGGAAUUUUGAAUACUGAUGUAGAUGAAACCACCGAUUUCUUUAAAUCAGGAGCAGGAUCAAUGGAUGUUGUUAGAUUGAUCGAAGAAAUAAAACAGAAGUGUAAUGGCGUUGCUUUAGAGAAUGAGGAUGUUUACAUGAAUACCACAUUUGAAGAUCUGUCUAACUGCCUUGUCAAAAGAAAUAGAGGAAUAGAUGAUAAAGAACCACUAGUCUUUGAAGCUGUAAAGAUGCAUGUGAAUGACAUGGAUAUAUCAUUCCCACGACAACUGUUUAUAGACAAUGAAUUUGUAGAUGCCAGUUCCGGGGCCACAUUCAAUACAAUAAAUCCUAGCGAUGAAUCUGUGAUAUGUAGUAUAGCUAAAGGAACCCCUGAUGAUGUUAACAGGGCUGUCGAGGCAGCAAAGGUAGCUUUUGAGGAAGGAGAAUGGGGAAAGAUGAAUGCAAGAGAUCGUGGAACACUUAUGUACAAAUUAGCUGAUUUGAUGGAGCAGCAUCAAGAAGAAUUGGCAACCAUUGAAAGUAUAGAUUCUGGUGCUGUUUAUACUCUGGCUCUAAAGACACAUGUUGGCAUGUCUAUAACUACAUUCCGAUACUUUGCUGGAUGGUGUGAUAAAAUCCAGGGAAGUACCAUUCCAAUUAACCAUGCCAGACCAAGUAAAAAUUUAACAUAUACAAAGAAAGAACCUCUUGGAGUAUGUGCUAUUAUUACACCAUGGAAUUACCCAUUGAUGAUGUUGGCAUGGAAAAUGGCAGCAUGUUUGGCAGCUGGUAAUACUGUUGUGCUCAAACCAGCUCAGGUUACCCCAUUGACAGCUUUGAAAUUUGCAGAACUUGUUGUCAAGGCUGGUUUCCCACCAGGUGUUAUUAAUAUCCUUCCUGGUCCAGGGUCAUCUAUAGGUCAAGCCUUGUCAGAACAUCCACAUGUUAGAAAACUAGGAUUUACUGGAUCUACACCUAUUGGUAAAACAAUCAUGGAAAGCUGUUCCAAGGUGAAUUUAAAGAAAGUGUCCUUAGAACUUGGUGGUAAAUCUCCUCUGAUUAUCUUUAGUGACUGUGAUAUGGACAAGGCUGUUAGAAUGGGACUGAGUUCAGUCUUCUUCAACAAGGGAGAGAACUGCAUUGCUGCUGGAAGGCUUUUUGUAGAGGAGUCUAUACAUGAUGAAUAUGUAGAGAGAUGUGUUGCAGAAAUAAAGAAAAUGAAGAUUGGUAAUCCAUUGGACCGAUCAGUAGACCAUGGACCACAGAAUCAUAGAGCCCAUUUAGAGAAACUAUUAGAAUACUGUGAUACUGGUGUGAAAGAAGGUGCCACACUGGUGUAUGGAGGAAAACAAUGUGAUAUGAAAGGACUGUUUAUGGAACCAACAGUGUUUACAGAUGUAGAGGACCACAUGUUUAUUGCUGAUGAAGAAUCAUUUGGACCAGUUAUGAUUAUCUCUAAAUUCCAAGAUGGUGACGUAGAUGGUGUUAUUAAACGUGCCAACAACACAGAAUAUGGACUAGCAUCUGGUGUAUUUACAAAGGAUAUAAAUAAAGCUAUGUAUGUAGCAGACCAAAUAGACGCUGGAACAGUAUUUGUUAACACUUACAACAAGACAGAUGUUGCAGCACCAUUUGGUGGAUUUAAGCAGUCAGGAUUUGGCAAAGAUCUCGGUGAAGAAGCCUUACAUGAAUAUCUGAAGACCAAAGCUGUAACAGUGGAGUAUGGACAGCAGUAAAACAGGUCUAUUUCAGUGACAAAAGUCUUUCAUAAUUUGGUUGAAACAGACAUGGCAGACGACUCUGUUGAUACUAUAAAUAGAAACAGUUUUCACACCACCUGUCCCUAAGGACAGUUAUCAUUUGCUAAUAUAUGAUGUUUCUUUUACACUCCUUCAAGAUAGACAAAAAAACAAUAAUGCAUUCAGAUGUGUCUCAAGUAAAUUCUGAACAUUAUUGGAAUAACAAUCACCUGGGCAUUGUUUAUUUAUGGAGCUGUUUAUUUUUGUUCUAGUCUUGUUUAUCUCAUCUGAAAUAUACAACAAAGUGAAAUUGAUAUUUGUCAGUAUGAUAGCUGUUAGAUGAUAUAAUUCUUAAAGCUUUUAGGGAAUUAUGGAGAUAAUUUCACAAAACUUUUCAAUAGAAAUUGAGUUCAAGCUUAUUUGUUUGUGUUAAAAGAUAUUAUGAUAUGUUUUAAUUUUAAUCAGAGGAUUUAAAUUUUAAGUGUUUAAUAUAUGUACUUAAGUUUAGAUUGCAGUUUUGUAUUCAUUAGUGUAUUACAUGUAGACAUAUUUUUCAUGGCUAAGUUAUCUAAAAAUCAAAAUCAAAAUUUUAUGGUGUGAAAGUGAAUUUAAUGUUUUUUUGACCAUUUAACUUAGCUAUGAGAAUUUCAUGUUUUUUCAUUAAUUUUAUGAUCCUUAAAUAUUUUGCUUAGUUAAGGUUCUGAACACAAUGGCUUUCCCUUAAUUUGCAUAACCAAAAUGUCAAAAAGAACACUUUACAAUAAAAACUGAAGGUGUUUUUUUUAUCUUUGAGUAAUAUAUUGAACAAUUUUGUUAAAUCAUAACAAAUUAGUUGAAAAAGGAAGAACCUUGAUAACAAAAACAACAAAGAAAAAAAGAAAAGAAUGCUUUGUUAUUAUUUUUAUGCCCCAUUUAUGGGCAUUAUGUUUUUCGGUCUGUGUGUCCAUUUGUUCAUUCAUUCGUCCGUCCGUCUGUCCCGCUUCAGGUUAAAGUUUUUGGUCAAGGUAGUUUCUGAUGAAGUUGAAGUCCAAUCAACUUGAAACUUAGUACACAUGUUCCCUAUGAUAUGAUCUUUCUAAUUUUAUAGAGUUUUGACCCCAAUUUUAUGGUCCACUGAACAUAGAAAAUGAUAGUGUGAGUGGGGCAUCCUUGUACUAUGGACACAUGCUUGUUCAUUGAUGUAAUGUGUUUUAUUAAAUUUUUCUUUAUAUGAAGCAAACUGUUUUGAUUUUGCUUACAUUUUAAGGUGUUUUGUAAUGGCAGAAGGGGCUUGAGCUUUUUAAGAAUUUGAAAUUUUGUAUGAUGGAUUUCAAUGAAUGUUUAGCCUAUGUAUAUUAAUCUAAGAUAUUAGUAUUGAAUGAAAAGUUAAUGAUUUAUUAUGAUGAAUUGUUAUGUUCAGAGGCAGCUAAGUAUUUGCAGAUUUUAGUUGCAACUUGUACAUUUUGUGCAACAAAUUUUGAUGAUCCACAUAUGAUUACUGUAAUAAUGUUAGGUUGUUUUUGUAUUCAAAAUAAAAAUAAAAUCUCUUUGUUUAAUAUGUUUUGUUUUAAAGCAAGUUACAAAUUGUUUCAGGUUUCAGUUUUUUGUGCCACAAAAGGUCACAUGUUUCAAAAAGGCCAGCUUUUGAAAUAGUAUAUCAAAGCUGAUUUAAUUUGAAAUAGUUCGUUGUUAAGCUUAAAUUCUAGCUACUUACCAAUUAUCCUUAAGUAAAGUAUCUAGAACUUACAUAUAUAUUUGCGUAUAAUAUGUUUGUAUGUAUAUAGCUUGCCUUGAAAGUUAGUAGAAUUAUGUAUUGAAUAAAUGUAUUACAACUUUAGAGAUCAUCCCUUAGUGACUCCAUUCAUAGUUGUUAUCUGAAUCAAUCUAUCUUUUGACUGAUGAGUUUGAUAACAUGAGACAAUUGUUCAUUUCAGACAUGUUAAAUUUAAUAAAAAUUUAAACAAAAGGAUGUUCUCAAUGUUGUGAUAGAAAAAAGUUUCCCUGUAAUUUUGAUAUCAUUAUAGAGUAACGAUAUCAAAAUUACAGUGAAAACUUUCCUACAUGUCAGUUAUUAAGAUGUCACUAAAGUACAAAUUGUUUUGAAUACUUGGCUCUUUUAUAUGUACAUACAAUUUAGAUAUUGUGAAUAAAAGUAAUGCAUACUUUCCUUUUAAAACACAUGUGUAGUGAACAAUGUAUUUCAAUCCCAAGUAAAAAUUCCAAAAAUUAACUACAUUGUUUUUAAAUUGUGUUCAUGUUGUUUCAUAUAUAUUUUUGUACUUCUUUUGGGGAUAAAUAAAGAUACAACACCAUCAGUGAAAUUCUAAAAGAUAAUCAUCAAUUGAUUAUAGAAGGUUUUAUUUUAUGUAAUACCCUUCAUAGUUUUUGACAUAGUUGAACAGCGGUAUACUACUGUUGCCUUUAUUUGAUUAUUUUGAUUUUAUUUCAUGGUUUUGAGUGUUUAUUGAAGUCUUGGGUGGGGUCUUGUGAUAUUAUAUAUGGAGCACUAAUAUGCAUAAAAUAUUUGCCACUGGUUGUAAAUCAAUCAAUCAAUCAAUCAAUACAUCCAAUAUUAAAUGUUUCUGACUAAUAGUAUGGGGGAUUAUGAAAUUCAAAUGAAGAUUGAUUUAUUGAUAUAAAAAAAGGUAGUUACUAAAAACAAAAAAAAUAUACAUUAUCGAAAUUACUUAACUGGUAUCAAUAUUUUUAUACAAAAGUUUUGAGGAAAAUGAAAAAAAAAACAAUUUGUCUUUUAUAACAUUUAUAUUGUUGAUUAUACAGUAAUGAAACAGUUGUUGAUGGUAUAUACAAUUUUAUGCUUGUCAUGCAUAUUAUGUAUGUGUCAGAGGCAUCAUCUUUAUUUGAUUGCUUAGAUUGAUGAGAAACUGAAUUUUAGAAAAUUAAAUUUAAAAUUUGACCAAGCGAUAUUAGAUUUUAUAUUCUGUAAAGUGUUGAUGAGCUGUCUAGAUUAUGUAACCAGAAAGUGAUAAAUCUUUAAAGAGUGGUUAGGGAAAUAAAUGAACUUCAUGUUGUGUUUGAGUAAAUGUUACAUUGUAUGCAGAUUGAUAUCUUAUUUUUGUAGAAUUAAUUACAGUGUCUAUUUGAAAGGCUUUGUCCUUUUGAAAUACCAAUUGGGCAAAAUCUUUUUUUUUUCUAAAUUAAACCUUCAGUGCAUUUCUUCAAAGUGAUCAUCUGGGUAAAAAUUUUAGAGAAUUUUAAGGGAAAUUUUGUUAGCAUGAAGCAAAAACAGUGUAAAAUUGGGCUUAAGUGUUCCCCAGUUAACUAGUUUGAAAACAUUCCUCUGAAAAAUAUUUUGAGGAAUUGGUAUUGGUUUAAUGACAAAACCUUUCAAAUAAGCACUGUUAGUUGAAAGUAAAAUGCAUGUAAACUGAACAUCAUUCUAUUAUUUUUAUAUAUAAUUGUUUUGGGUACAGAUUUAACAGCAUUACAGUUUGUUUGUGUCAUAUCAUUAUGUUAAAUAACGAUGUUCCAUUCUUCAGUGCCAAACUACAUGCCCAUUUUUUUUAUAUAAAUACAAGGUAUCCAUCCUUGUGUCAGUCCGUAUUGUAAGGACACACAUACAAUUCUUUCCAGAUUUUGAGUUUUGAUGUGUUUGAUAAUCAUCACAGGUCAACUAUUUUACAGAAGUUAUGUCCUUUGGAAAUAAAAAUAUAAAGACAUUGCAUUUUAAUGACCUCACGCAUACAUUUCUUUAUGAAAAUUUUAUAAAAGAACCCAAAGUUAUUAGUCUUAGACAGAUUAAUAUUUGAAUUGGCCGUUGACAUUGGGACACUGUUUUCUUACUUUUUUUUUUGAAUGGAAAUUUGCUUUUCACCUUAUACCAUUUUUAACUUGCACUGGAUUUAAAUCAUAACUAUAGUGUGUUUUUCUUAACAUAUUUUAUUUUAGUUUUACUUUUAAAAUGUGUUUUGUUCUAACAACAACAGCUGUUAAGAAGGUGACAGAAAUUUAUAGAAUGUCAAUGAGACAAAUUGUAAUGAUUUGUUUUGAUAUAAACAGUUUUCAUGGAUCGAUUGUUAAAGUUGUUAAAUAUUAAUCUGAAUAAAGGUUAUGUCAAUUUC
This is a messenger RNA of Mytilus californianus (California mussel), 6927 nucleotides long. RefSeq names its product cytosolic 10-formyltetrahydrofolate dehydrogenase-like. Gene Ontology annotation, molecular function: aldehyde dehydrogenase (NAD+) activity; formyltetrahydrofolate dehydrogenase activity. Bases 149 to 2863 code for a protein of 904 amino acids. Gene Ontology annotation, cellular component: cytoplasm. The record is from RefSeq and is a predicted model, not a curated record. Gene Ontology annotation, biological process: one-carbon metabolic process; biosynthetic process; 10-formyltetrahydrofolate catabolic process. The transcript is spliced from 24 exons. Lineage: Eukaryota; Metazoa; Mollusca; Bivalvia; Mytilida; Mytilidae.